ACCCGGCCUGCGGAGGGGGAGGAACCGGCCGGGCCUCGCCGAGCUGCCUCUGCCUCCUCCGGAGUCGUCGUCGAGUCUUCCCCGGAGCUGUGCACGCGAGGCCGCCCUGCGCUCCUUAGGCCGGCGCCAUGAAGAUCAAGGAUGCCAAGAAACCCUCUUUCCCAUGGUUCGGCAUGGACAUUGGGGGAACUCUAGUAAAGCUGUCAUAUUUUGAACCUAUUGAUAUCACAGCAGAGGAGGAACAAGAAGAAGUUGAGAGCUUAAAAAGUAUUCGGAAAUACUUGACUUCUAACGUGGCAUAUGGCUCCACUGGCAUUCGGGAUGUACACCUUGAACUGAAGGAUUUGACACUCUUUGGUCGAAGAGGGAAUUUGCACUUUAUCAGGUUUCCAACCCAGGACCUGCCUACCUUUAUCCAAAUGGGAAGAGAUAAAAACUUCUCCACAUUACAGACGGUGCUGUGUGCUACAGGAGGUGGUGCUUACAAGUUUGAAAAAGAUUUUCGCACAAUUGGAAACCUCCACCUGCACAAACUGGAUGAACUUGACUGCCUUGUAAAGGGCUUGCUGUAUAUAGAUUCUGUCAGUUUCAAUGGACAAGCAGAAUGCUAUUAUUUUGCUAAUGCCUCAGAACCUGAGCAAUGCCAAAAGAUGCCUUUCAACCUGGAUGAUCCCUACCCGCUCUUGGUGGUGAAUAUCGGCUCAGGAGUCAGUAUUUUAGCAGUCCAUUCCAAAGACAACUAUAAGAGAGUGACUGGAACAAGCCUUGGAGGUGGUACCUUUCUUGGUUUAUGCAGUUUAUUGACUGGCUGUGAAAGUUUUGAAGAGGCUCUUGAAAUGGCAUCCAAAGGUGACAGCACUCAAGCUGACAAGCUGGUCCGCGAUAUUUAUGGAGGAGAUUAUGAAAGAUUUGGUCUACCAGGCUGGGCUGUAGCAUCUAGUUUUGGGAAUAUGAUUUAUAAGGAGAAGCGAGAAAGUGUUAGUAAAGAAGACCUGGCAAGAGCUACCUUAGUUACAAUCACCAACAAUAUUGGGUCUGUGGCACGCAUGUGUGCUGUGAAUGAGAAAAUAAAUAGAGUUGUCUUUGUUGGGAACUUUUUACGUGUCAAUACUCUCUCAAUGAAACUUCUGGCAUAUGCACUGGAUUAUUGGUCAAAGGGUCAGUUAAAAGCAUUGUUUCUAGAACAUGAGGGAUAUUUUGGAGCUGUUGGUGCACUUCUUGGACUGCCAAAUUUCAGCUGAAACAUCAGAAAUCUCUGUUGAUAUGUAAUCCAAGAGACACUGAAACUGAAACCAGAGACAUUACCACUGAAUUCAUUGUCACCGGGAACCAAAGGAUAAAGAGUAACACUAUUCUUGUUGACUUGAAAUGUCACAAUGGUAUGCUCAUGAGUGUUGCCAUAUUAACAGAGAGCACUCUGCAAUGUGAAAUAUUUCUUAUUGAGAUCCUUUCCCUUGUGUAUAUAGUGAAUAUUCAAUCUUUAAAUGCAAUACAGCCUUUCAUUACUGAGCUUCCUCUCAAAAAGAUUCUGUUUUAUGUAGCUAACAUUGUAGUACCAUAUGCUCAGAUGCAAAUCUUAAGGUCUCAGAAAAGUUUUGCUUAUGAAAAUCAUUGAUUCUGGAUACUUGCUAUGUGUCUGUUUUGUAUGUGUUUGGUCACUAGUGAGCAGAAAGUAACAUGCCCUGAAUCACAAUUUGUUGUAAUGGCAAUCAAAGAUGAUUAUUUAAUGCAAUUUUUAGAGGCAAUGUUAGAUGUUAAUUAAUCAUGAUAGUUUUUGUAACAUUCUCCUUAAAAAAGCAUAUGUAUGUGACUUUUUUCUCAAGUGCCAUAUGAUGUAAUUGAAAUACUUAGGUUAAACAGCCUUAAUUUCAAAAUGAUCUUGGAAAAUUAACAUAUUUAACAUAACAUUUUCUCUAUUUUAUUACAUAAUCAUCAUAUAUGUUAAAAUGUUUACUACUUUAAAAUUGGAGGUAUGAUUGCAUGCUUUGGAGUCUUACCUAAGUCAUUGGGGUAUGGUUAGAGUGAAUGGAUAGAUCUGUAUUCUUUAUCUUAUAUAUCUCAAACCCAAACAUGAUACACGUAUUAGAUCUGAACCGUGAAAGCUAACAACAGGCUCACGUUUAUUCUAGGGAUGUUUUUAAAACUUAGGGCAUGUUAGGCAGUGUUGCAGAAUUACAAAAAGGUCAGUGUUUUAUACAUCCUGGUAAUAAAAAGCAUUAUGGUUCCAGAAUUU
This is a messenger RNA of Jaculus jaculus (lesser Egyptian jerboa), 2233 nucleotides long. It is a transcript of the gene Pank3, whose product is annotated as pantothenate kinase 3. Gene Ontology annotation, molecular function: pantothenate kinase activity; ATP binding. Bases 129 to 1241 code for a protein of 370 amino acids. NCBI's taxonomy places the organism in Eukaryota, Metazoa, Chordata, Mammalia, Rodentia, Dipodidae. Gene Ontology annotation, biological process: coenzyme A biosynthetic process. The record is from RefSeq and is a predicted model, not a curated record. Gene Ontology annotation, cellular component: cytosol; nucleus. The transcript is spliced from 7 exons.